This is a messenger RNA of Papaver somniferum (opium poppy), 1683 nucleotides long. RefSeq lists its product as uncharacterized. Gene Ontology annotation, cellular component: spliceosomal complex. Lineage: Eukaryota; Viridiplantae; Streptophyta; Magnoliopsida; Ranunculales; Papaveraceae. The coding region runs from base 706 to 1614 and encodes 302 amino acids. The transcript has 7 exons. The record is from RefSeq and is a predicted model, not a curated record.
CCCCCCUUUCUCCUCUCUUACGUCCUAGAAACAGUUCAGCCUCCUUGUCUCCAUUUUACCAGAUCCAGGGUCCGAGAUUGUGCAGUAGAGAUGCCUACUCCAGCCUCCGACGAUUGCAAUCCAACCCCUUCCCUCCCCAGGCCUAGUGUAACAGCUAAAUUAUCUAGAUUAUCAGAAGCUAUAGGGAUUCCGAUUCAAUUGAAACCGGGAAAAAGGUGUUCCUACAUCAUCAGAUCAACUUCAGGCAUCUUUCGAGGAAGCAUUCAGUGCUUACAUCAUCGAAGCUUGUAAAGGUGGUAAUUACAUCAUUGAAGCUCGUAAAGGUGGUAAAGCUCGUAAAGGUGGUAAAGCUCGUGUAUGUAAAUCUCUUCGUGAUUGUGGAGCUAAACUUAUUAUGAUAGUUUUAGAUUUCAGAACUUCGAAAGUUGUUAAUCCUGAUAUUUAUCCCGAUGUAGUAAAGCUUCCGGCUAUCAAAUCGAUGCUUGAUUUAUUAAAAGGUAGUUAUUAUUGUCGGAGCGUUUUAGCUGGUUUUAUUCUUUCAGCAUUCACAAAGCUAACUGAUCCGGAUAUUUUAGGACGUGGUCAGGAAGAAGAAGCUACCUUAUUUGUUGAAUCUCUAGAUAAGUUUGGAGCCCUGGACUAUUUGUUUCUGCUCUUGGUAAGUUUCCUGAUGCUGUUAUCCCAGCAGUUCAAACUAUUACGCAGAUGAUUUAUCUUAAACCAGAAUUAGCAGGAACGGCGGGACAGAAACACGAACUGAUGGAUUGGGUGCUUACAGCACUCAGGUCUUCCACAUGGAAUGAUCUAAAAAUGUAUGCUGGGGUUUUUUUAAAUACCCUUUUGAUGCCUAGUGUGGAAAAUAGAUUUCUAUUUGGGGAAGAGGUUGUAAUUGUUGUAGUAAAUGCUCUUUCAUCAAUUCAAGAAGAAGAAUUCCCGCACGAAGAACACCUGCUGCAGAAUCUGUUUAGUUGUUUACUUUAUCUAUUAGAAAGUCCGGCCAAUAUGGAGAGUUUUGCCAAGGCUGGAGGGGUUCAGUCAAUGAUUGGAUUUAUUCAGGAAGAGGACUUUGGUCAUUGUUAUGGGUCUGCAAUUGUGGCACUUGAUAUUGCAGUGAAAGCUUGUCAAUCUGCUUCUCAGGAAUUUGUGAAUGAAUUUGUGACUGAUGAUUCAGCAUUUGAUACUGUAUUCCCUCCUUCAAUGGAUAUGAUUCCGCUAAGUAUCAUGCACGAGGAAGAAGAAAUAGAAGAGCAUCAAAUCUCUCUAAUCGCAUCAUUAAUUGGUGGCAUUGCCAAGACGGAAAAAGAUAGCUUGUUAAAAAAGUUUGAGGAGAAUGAUUUCAGAAGAUUCACAUGGCUUAUGGAGCUCUAUAAACGAUAUUCGGAAAAAGUUGAAGCAAUGACGAAUCAUCUCAAAGGCAAACAGUUGGUUGAUGUUAUUCUUGGUUAUCUGUGGUCGUCCGAGAAUUCUACAAUACAAAGUAGAAUUGAAAGUCAAUUAACUCAUCACAAGUUAGAGAUGAAACAUGUGGAGGAUUCUCUCGGUUUGUCGAGACAACAUUGGCAAUGUGCACGAAUCAGUAGAAAGUCCAAAGACAGCGAUGGAGGAAUGCAUUGAUUCCCUCGAGGUUAGAUGUGUUAUUAGAAGCUAAGUAUGAAACGUACUUACCGGAGCUUUUUUAUCUUG